UAACUGGUCGAAAUGGUAGAAUGCAUCACAAUGGAAAAUUGUUGAAACAUCUGACAUAUCUAGUGCUUUAGAUGCAUUUAUUGAUUUUCUCUCGAAAAUUGGAAGUGGAAUAUGUCUGUAUGGACACAAAUUCACACAAUAUCAAAUCUUUUGAUUGCCAUGUUCUGUUUAAUGCUUUAGAAGCAGUUGGAAAAAUUGAGAAGAUUAAUACUUUUGUUUCUGGUUUUCUUGAUACCAAAUUUUUAUUUUGUUCACACAACCUGGUUUAUCCUCGUAUUCUCAACAAUUUUUUGUUACAUUUUUCCUACAGCAAGAUUUUUCUGCACAUAAUGCCAUGGAGGAUGUCAGCAUUUUACAAAAAACUUUUUUUUUCACAUGAAAUCAAAGAAGAAAGUAAGAAAAAAGCUUUUUUUUCCUUAGCUAAUGCACUUUUUUCCCAUGAAAGUUUAAAAGUUGCAGCAACUAAUUUGCCAUCACUCCAAAGUCUUUUGAAGAUUUGUAAAGGAAAAACUAUUAUCAAAGACAAUGUGUAAAAAAAAUGGCAGCAAAAAAACCAGAACAGCAUCCUAAACAACAACAACAGCAUAUUGAACCACAACAAGCACAACAGCAAUUUGAACAAAGAAAGACAGCAAGGAAAAGACUGUAUGAAGAAGCAUUUAAACAGAGGAAACCAACCACUAAAGCAACAUGCAUCCCUUCCAGGACGCUACCUAACAGAGGUACUUCUUGUGGCAGGCCACAUGGAGGAAGGGGUAAAGGCAUUAGAGGUGGAAGAGGAAAAGGACGAGGUGGUAGAAAGAAGGGCACUUACAUCCAAAGUAGCAGUACUGAGAGUAGUGAAAGUGAGAAUGAUAAGAUCAAUAUAAGCAGUCAUGACAGUGACCAGAGUCCUGUUAUAAACAAAGUUGAUAGACAAAAGGAUAGGGAAGCAAAAGAUCAAGAGAAGGUAGAGAAAGAAAAAGAUCAAGAGAAGGUAGAGCAAGAAAACGAUCAAGAGGAGGAAGAGAAAGAGAAGGUAGAGAAAGAAAAAGAUCAAGAGAAGGAAGAGAAAGAAAAAGACCAAGAGGACGUAGAAAAAGAUGUUACUCAAGAGAAAGAAGAAACACAUUACGAAGAAGUUCUGCAAGAUGACAGCUUUUUGUAUGCUGCUACUCUAACAGAAGAAUUGGGAUAACCCAUUGUCCAGGAUCUUUUGCAGCUGCAGAUGAAUACUGAGGAAGGGAUUUUGGAAUUUGAGGCUACUGACAUUAGCAAAGAUGAUGAAAUCAAAGUGGGUCAAUACGUCGCUGUUGCAUAUGAGAGCGAAUGGUUCGCUGGACUUGUUGUGGAAAAGGUGGAUGACACUUUUAAAAUUAAUUUUAUGAAAAAGAUAUCAACCGGAAAUGACUUCAGAUGGACUGCCAAGGAAGAUACAUCCUGUGUCAGAAAAGAAUUCAUUUUCGAAACCAAUGUUGAAGUAGUCACCAAAGACUCCUAUGGCAGGAUUUGGCACAUUAAAGAGUACAAAGAAAUACAGAACAAAUUUCAAUCUUUCUGCAAAAUUUUUUUUACUAAUUGAUAUCAUUAUGUCCAUACAUUUUACUGACCAAGAGAUUUUAAGGCUUAUGGAAGUACUUAUGUAUAAAGAUUAACUCAUUAUGUAAGGAUUAUUCCUAUCUCAAUAUGUUAUAAAGCAUAUAUUUUUGAAAUAACUUUAAAUUUCGAUAAAGCAAAACAAAAUUUUGAUAUCAAACAUUAAGAAAGUUAGUUGUUUUAUG
Molecule: messenger RNA, 1760 nt
Organism: Mytilus californianus (California mussel)
Lineage: Eukaryota; Metazoa; Mollusca; Bivalvia; Mytilida; Mytilidae
Product: glutamic acid-rich protein-like
Exons: 8
Coding region: 539-1177 (212 amino acids)
Source: RefSeq, a predicted model, not a curated record